Ceutorhynchus assimilis (cabbage seed weevil) is the source of this 3157-nucleotide messenger RNA. NCBI's taxonomy places the organism in Eukaryota, Metazoa, Arthropoda, Insecta, Coleoptera, Curculionidae. The record is from the annotation of a GenBank genome assembly.
CUGGUAUCGAGAGAAGCCCCAGCCGCGGUCCUUUCGAGCCGGCUCAGGCACACGGAACGAGUAUGCGUCAGUCGGAAGAAUCCAGUUACGACGAGCGGACAGCGAGAGGAUUUUUUUUAUACCGAGAAUUUUUCGAAAAAUCGAAUCGCGAAGUGUGAGUGCGGUGAGAGAAACCAUAAUACCCACGUCUCAACUGGAAGUUUUUACAUUAUUUAUUGGAUAUUUUUAUUAAAGGGACGAAGCUGAUCGCGCAACUGAAGCUGAGCCCGGCGACAAUGAGGCGAGCUGCGCGCUAGCAGAGACUAUGGAAGCGCCGGAAUGGGCAUGCGCACGCACCCCCGGGCCUACCCGUCCGACUACACGGCCGCUCCGUUCCGAUCUGCGCAGCUAUUGUUCGUCUACAUUGUCGCUUCUAUCUACGUACCACAUACAGUUUCAGCAAACACGUCAUCGAUCAACGGUCCGACCUCAGGCAACAUCGUACCGGGCGGUGCGGGGUACCAAGAUGCGGUGCACAUCACCGCCAUCUUGGGCGAAUCGGUGGUGUUCAAUUGCCAGGUGGAAUUCCCCGAAGGCCACCCUGUACCGUAUGUCCUCCAAUGGGAGAAGAAGGUAGGCGACACGGACAUUCCGAUUUACAUCUGGUACGAAAGUUACCCGACUCAUAGUGGGGAAGGGUACGAAGGCAGAGUCUCAAGAGUCGCUUCAGAUUCGAAUUAUGGUGCCGCCUCCCUUAAUCUCACCAAUAUCAGAGAAUCAGAUCAAGGAUGGUACGAAUGCAAAGUGGUAUUCCUUAACCGUUCCCCGAACCAACACAAGAACGGCACCUGGUUCCAUUUGGACGUGCACGCGCCCCCCAGAUUUGUAGUGACACCCGAAGAUGUCAUUUAUGUGAAUUUGGGUGACGCUAUAAUAUUGAAUUGUCAGGCCGAAGGUACCCCGACGCCCGAGAUUUUAUGGUACAAAGACGCCAACCCGGUGGACCCAACGGCCACCAUAGGCAUAUUUAACGACGGUACAGAAUUACGCAUAUCCAACAUACGUCACGAAGAUAUAGGCGAUUACACUUGUAUAGCCCGAAACGGUGAAGGGCAAAUUUCGCACACUGCCCGUGUCAUCAUAGCAGGUGGAGCAGUUAUAAUGGUACCACCCACCAACAAAACUACCCAAGAAGGAGAAAAGGUACAAUUCAAAUGUGAAGCCAAAGCGCAACCAGGUAACGUCACAGUGAAAUGGUUCAGAGAAGGGGCACCGGUUAAAGAGUUGGCUGCAUUAGAGACUCGUGUUACCAUCAGGAAAGAUGGUUCGUUGGUUAUCAAUCCUGUUAUUCCGGACGAUUCUGGACAGUAUCUUUGUGAAGUUAGUAACGGAAUUGGGGAACCGCAGAGUGCUUCGGCCUAUCUUGACGUUGAAUUUCCUGCCAGAGUAACCUUCACCCCCACCAUCCAAUAUUUGCCGUUCCGAUUGGCCGGGGUAAUACAGUGCUACAUCAAAGCCAACCCCCCCAUGCAAUACGUCACUUGGACCAAAGACAAACGAGUACUGGAACCCUACCAGAUAAAAGACGUUGUUGUAAUGAAUAAUGGCUCAUUACUGUUUACUCGAGUAAACGAGAACCACCAGGGUCAAUACACAUGUACACCAUACAAUGCGCAUGGUACCAAAGGUAGUUCUGGUCAAAUGGAAGUACUGGUCAAAAAACCUCCAGUGUUUACGGUGCAACCUGAAGCAAUGUACCAGAAAAAAGUGGGCGAAACUGUUGAAAUGCAUUGUGAAGCUAUGGGAGCUGAAGACACGCAAAAACCUACAAUUCAGUGGCAAAGAAGAGACGGUACUCCAUUGCCUAAAAACCGCAUGAAAAUCCUAGGCGGUAAUGUUACAAUUGAAAGCCUGCGCAGAUCAGACUUUGGGUUCUACCAAUGCGUUGCUACUAACGAAGUUGCAACAAUCGUACUGUCAACCCAAUUGGUUGUAGAAGGUACCCAACCUCAUGCGCCUUACAACUUAACAGGUUCAGCUACCGAGUUUAGUGUUACUUUAAGCUGGAUGCCUGGCUAUAGUGGGGGCCCCGAUUACAAGCAAGACUAUACGUUGUGGUACCGGGAGGCUGGCGUUGCCGAUUGGGCCACCAUUCCAGUGACACCUUCGGGAAGUACUCAAGUCACUAUUAACAGGCUUGCACCUGGUACUACCUAUGAGUUUCAAGUUGUUGGCAAGAAUGCCUUAGGUGAUGGCAUGAUGAGCAAAAUUUUCACCAUUAGGACUACAGAAGACGUUGGAUUGCCCGUGCAAAAUACCCCAUCCCCUAUAAAUAAUCCUGCACCAAAUAAUGAAAAUUUAGGUCCCAAGCCUGGAUCGCCAAGGAACCUUACUGUAACUGAAGUGGAUCACGGGUUUUUGAUCACCUGGGAACCACCUCUAGAACGUAGCGUUGUUAUACACCAUUACGUGAUUAAGUAUCGGACUGAUGGGCCUUGGAAGACUUUGAAUAAGGCUCAAAUACGCCCUGAAGAUACUCAUUAUUUAGUUAAAAAUUUAGUUGGUGGGAGGACCUAUUAUUUCCGCAUAUUUGCGCAUGGUACGCAAAGCUACGAGGGAAGCGAGGAAGUGAAAUUUUCAGUGCCUGCCCGUGUUAAGCAUAAGGCUAUCACGGCUGGAGUAGUGGGAGGAUUCCUGUUCUUUAUCGUUGCCAUUAUUCUAUCAGUUUGCGCUGUCAAGAUUUGCAACAAACGAAAAAGACGGAAACAAGAAAAAGCAUACAACAUGGUAGCUUGUAGAAUAUCCGACGCUAGAAAUGGAAGCGGAGCCGCUGAAAGUCAAGUGCCUUUGAAAAAGACGGUUGAGUCCGAGUCUUACCGUGAUUACGAGAGCGUGUUUAUUAUUCCUGGGACAAGCGUUGACACGAACCUUUCUGAUCAGUCUCGUGUGAUUCUUGCCGCCGCCCAUUUGGACCGCCCAACAGGAGGAAAUCAGGUGAAGGAUUGCAACCCGGCCGCCAUUGAGCAGAGCUGCACCCAACACUCAAGCACAUGUAUUAGCUCUAUUACUAUUUGAUUCUUGCACUACUACUUUACUCGGUUUUUUGUUUUGUUUUGUAUAUUGACGUCAGUGAUUUGGUUGAAAUGGUAAUUUUUUUUUUGGUUACUUGAUUGUGUGA